Molecule: messenger RNA, 674 nt
Organism: Pyricularia oryzae 70-15
Lineage: Eukaryota; Fungi; Ascomycota; Sordariomycetes; Magnaporthales; Pyriculariaceae
Exons: 1
Coding region: 83-487 (134 amino acids)
Source: RefSeq, a predicted model, not a curated record
CCUGCAUUUUGAUACAGAGGGGCUGUCAAGAGGCCACCAUUCUUUUUCUGGGUUUCUUCCCAAAGCUGGCUUUACGCAUGGCAUGAUGCACGAAAAGGUUACACGACGAACCUGCGAGGGAGGGCUCCAGUUGAGAUCAUCAAUCGGCUCGUGGUUGGACAAGCAAGGUGCAUGCAAGUGCCUUGCCUCUCGUGGUAAAUUGCUUUGCUUAGCUUGCCUCUUCUUCACCAGAUCCCUGAGUAACGUAGGUUCGAAUCCUGCUCCCUCCACCUCCUCCCCGCGUACCGUGGCAAGGAUAACCCGGCUGGCUAUCGACAACAACCACCCGCCUGUGCCGUCGAGCCCACACUUGUUGGGAACUUCGUCUCCAUGGCUACAAACGACCGACAGCUCCGCUGUUUGGACACAGGCCCCUCUCGAUGAAGAGCCGUCAACUGCCGUCAGACGAACCCUCCGUGCGCCUGAAGGCACGGGGUCGCGUCAGUGAACAAACCUGUAAGCAGGGCCGGGCACGAACCCGGUCAGGCUCGAUUCGCUUCUAUGCCCUUGUUUUCCGCUGUGUAAAUAGAGAAAAUAGAAAGCGCGCCGAGAUACCCCUCGGGAGGUUGCUAACGGCCGGCUAAUGAGCCGGGCCGAGCCCGGCGUCAAAUAAUACUACUACUACUACUUCACCA